This is a messenger RNA of Nannospalax galili (Upper Galilee mountains blind mole rat), 1481 nucleotides long. Its product is annotated as vomeronasal type-1 receptor 1-like. Gene Ontology annotation, molecular function: pheromone receptor activity. Lineage: Eukaryota; Metazoa; Chordata; Mammalia; Rodentia; Spalacidae. Gene Ontology annotation, cellular component: membrane. The record is from RefSeq and is a predicted model, not a curated record. Gene Ontology annotation, biological process: G protein-coupled receptor signaling pathway.
UGAACCUGGGUCUUUUGCAAGAACAGCCAGUGUUCUUAACCACUGAGCCAUCUCUCCAGCCCUACAAGGGCCCAUUUUAGAGAUCUCAAUGUAUUCUUAUUUGUUAAAGAUGUAAGAACAGAGACACAUGUGUACAAUUAUUAUCUCUAUGUUUUGUAAAUACUGUUGUUCCUCAAAGGGUAGCAGUCAAGAGGACGUCCUCAUCUCAUCCACAGUGCUUCAACAUUCAGCUUGGGAAUAAGAAGACCGUUCAUCCUUUCAUUGUCUGGGAUGGAUAGCUUCCAGUUUUUGUGGUCAAAACUAACACUGUAAGCAGUCUCUGGGGUUUACAAAAGAUUUGUUCUUGAUGUUCAUAUUCAGAUAAAAAUGGGAUUUCUGAGAUAUGAUAUUUGUUGAAUUGGUAAAAUUCAGACCCCAUUUCAAUAUUUCCCGGAUUCAGCUAAAAUCAAAGACCAACUUCUUCAACAAAUGGAUGCAUUGGCUUCUGUUAAUCUGUCCUGGGCUGUGGUCUUUCUCAUUCAGACCACAGCUGGAAUCAUUGCAAAUUCUUUGCUCUUUUGUCUGUAUCACUUCCCAUUGCUCACGGCACAACUGGUGAGACCCACAAACUUGGUUGUCAAUCAGCUGGUGAUAUCCAACUAUUUGGUUCUUUUCUCCAAAGGCCUCCCUCAGACAGUUGUGGCAUUUGGGUUGAAAUCUUUCCUGGAUGAGGCUGGGUGUAAAGUUAUCAUCUAUGUAUACAGAGUGUCCAGAGGAGUCUCCCUCAGCACUACCUCCCUCCUCAGUGGCUUUCAGGUCAUUAAAGUUUGCUACAAUACUUCCGGGUGGGCAGGGACCAGGAUUAGAUCCCCAAUGUGUAUUGGCACCUGCUGUUUCCUCUGCUGGAUCCUGCACCUCCUGCUAAAUAUCAUUAUCAUUAUGGACGUAACUGGUACAGUGAACAGCAAAACCCUGAGUGCUGAAGGACUCUACAGAUACUGUUCCUCACCCAUUCAUAAGAGAUUGACAUUCCUCAUAAUGUCAGUGAUUUACUCCCUUGUUGAUAUUACAAGCCAUGGUCACAUGGCCUGGGCCAGCGGCUCCAUGGUCCUUGUCCUGCACAGGCACAAGCAGCGAGUCCAUCACAUUCAUAGCCACAGCCUCUCCCAAAUACCUUCCCAUGAGUACAUAGCCACCCACACCAUCCUGGGCCUGGUGAGCAUGUUUAUAUCCUUUUACUCUCUAGCUUCCAUCUUCUCACUUUGCAUAACCCAGACGAACCCAAGCCACUGGAUGCUGAACACCGCUGUGCUGCUGUCUUUGGGCUUCCCAGCACUCAGCCCCCUUGUGCUCAGUUUCAGCAACACUCGAAUUCCACAGUUCUGCUUUGUCCCUUGGACAAGGAAAACAAAUCGUCCCACUGUGGUCUCUGGGCUUUGAGUUCCUUCCAGGGCAGUUCUACUUCAUUUGACCUCCUUUGCUCAGUAUUUUCCUCCACUCUU